This is a messenger RNA of Synchiropus splendidus (mandarinfish), 1328 nucleotides long. It is a transcript of the gene pnpo, whose product is annotated as pyridoxamine 5'-phosphate oxidase. The coding region runs from base 23 to 853 and encodes 276 amino acids. Gene Ontology annotation, biological process: pyridoxal 5'-phosphate biosynthetic process; pyridoxine biosynthetic process. The record is from RefSeq and is a predicted model, not a curated record. The transcript is spliced from 7 exons. Gene Ontology annotation, molecular function: FMN binding; pyridoxamine phosphate oxidase activity. NCBI's taxonomy places the organism in Eukaryota, Metazoa, Chordata, Actinopteri, Syngnathiformes, Callionymidae.
CGCCAGGGUCAUCCUGACAAGCAUGCUGCGCACACUCCGUGCAAACGUACUCGGACGCCUGGUGGUAUUCGCAGAAAAUAAAGAGUGUCUGAGGCGGUUAACGGUGUUUAAACCAAGCGUUGUCGCAGACUACACAACAAGACGGCAUACGAGCGACUCAACCAUGGACUUAAGUGACAUGAGAAAGAAAUAUAAAGCAGAUGCGGAGUGCUUCGAGGAGAAUCAGCUGGUCUCUCUGGACCCAAUCAAACAGUUUGGGAACUGGUUUGAUGCAGCGACUCGGUGUCCUGAGGUCGGAGAGGCCAAUGCAAUGUGCAUAGCAACUGCCACCAAAGAUGGUCGACCCUCCGCAAGAAUGGUCCUUCUUAAAGGUUAUAGCAAUGAAGGUUUCAGAUUCUUCACCAACUAUGAGAGCAGGAAGGGCAACGAGCUGGAGAGUAACCCACACGCGUGUCUGGUCUUCUACUGGGAACCUCUCAACAGACAGAUCCGCAUAGAGGGUGCUGUGGAGCGUAUCCCCUACCAGAGCUCCUGUGAUUAUUUUCACUCUCGGCCCAAAAGCAGUCAAAUUGGAGCAGUGGUUAGCCGCCAGAGCACGCCGGUCCCCAAUAGAGAUUUUCUACGGCAGAAGAAUUCAGAACUGGAGGAAAAGUACAAGGACUCGGAGGUGCCGAUGCCCGACUACUGGGGAGGCUACAUCGUCAAACCACACCUUAUCGAGUUCUGGCAGGGUCAGACCAACCGACUCCAUGACCGCAUUGUCUUCACUAAACCAGAGGGAGGCGACACUCAGCUGGGCGAGUUUCAGCAUCAAGGUGAAGAUGGGUGGGUUUACCAGAGACUGUCUCCGUGAUGAGAUUGAAACUGGGGCUUCAAUACUUGAAUCACUGUGCCAUGGUCAAACAGUUGUGGAUUUGAGAAGACCAGUCUUAAAAUGGUUGUAGUUCUCUGAUUACAGUCUAUUCAUCAUGUGUUUGCGUGACGAAGACCAAGCAUGAAACUGGACUGGUAUUCUUGAUGUGGUGGAUGUGAAAUCCUAAGACGUAGGAUCAGGUUGUGCAGUAUGUGACCUUCUCUUGCCAGUAGCACUUUAAUUUUGUCUAUUAAUUCAUCUUCAUUCGGAGUUCAAGUGAACAUUAAAUCCCUUUGACUGUACCAAACGCCACAUGGUGCUAUUGUGUCCGUUUCCAUAAAUAUCAAUGGAAGAGUGGCCUGGUGUGGUUUGUAAUAAAUGACUUGAGAUGGAAAUGUCGUUAUUACAGUUGUAAUGUGUGUAAUUUCUGUCUUAAGAUAUAUGAUGAAUACAUAAAUAAAAAUGGAUACAAUUA